This is a messenger RNA of Cylas formicarius (sweet potato weevil), 1356 nucleotides long. RefSeq lists its product as uncharacterized. The record is from RefSeq and is a predicted model, not a curated record. Bases 1 to 1311 code for a protein of 436 amino acids. Lineage: Eukaryota; Metazoa; Arthropoda; Insecta; Coleoptera; Brentidae. The transcript has 4 exons.
AUGGCGUUUGCCAAAAUGCACAAAUUAAAUGGUGGCGUUUGUUUGUGUAUUUUCCUGUGCUUUUUGGUCGUGGUCGACUGUACACGAUACGACGUUCAAUGCGGAAACAGUCUCAACUGUUCUGAGAACGAACUGAUGAAGUACUUUGACUACUUGGAAGAUCGGUCUGAAGUACCGAUAGUGAGGGAUUUCGUAACGCUGGAGAGAAUUGCCAACGUUAACGACGAUGGGCGUGCUGAAGACGACAUCGUAGACAGAAGUAUCAAAUUCUUGAGAAAUCACCAACUUAAAAUCAAAUUGCCGAAUGACGAGGCUAGAGGACACUUUGUAGCAGAAAAUCGAAGCAAGAAAUUGAAGCGCCUCAUAUUGCCAUUGCUCCUGCUACUCAAACUCAAAGCGGCAAUAAUCAUACCCAUAAUCCUCUCCGUGGUGGCACUAGUGUCAUUUAAAGGUGUGGGUCUAAGUCUCGCCGCCUUGGUACUAUCUGCAGCUACCGCAUUGAAAGGUUUUCUUGAGGGCUUCCAUCCUCAUCGGAAAUUCUCGUAUGAGGUUUUGUCACCAGUUUCUCAUUGGAGUCGCUCGGUUACGCGGGGCAGCAUGUACGUUUUCAAAAUUCUGGCGACUCUAACGGCGUUAUGCUUGGCCUUUGAAGUUUCGGCCCUAGAACGCUCUUUCUCUAAACCGGCAUUUAAAAAAUACGCUGCCAAAAAAUGCGCGCGUUCUUACACGCCGACUUGCUUGAAGUUGAAGCUCGUUUCGUGGAUCGACAAGAUGGAUGAAACCGAUAAUUAUGACGUGUUCCCUGGAGUGAGUUGGGUGAAGAAAAACACCACCGUAGAUUCCAAUAGGACGAGUAUCGUUACGGCAUUGUCUAGAGAAUUUCCGAACAACCCGAAGGCAGUGCUAGACGCGUUUUUGGUGAAAAGGCUAUCGUCCUAUUUAAGGAACCACUCGUUUAAGUUAAAUUUAUCUAAGAAUGGAACGGCAGGGUUCGGGCAAGCUCGUGAGGGUGGUGCGGAUAUAAUGAAAUCGACUUUGGUAGCUCUACUGAUAGGUGGAAUGGCCGUGAUCGCGAAAAAGGCGUUAAUAGCUAGCGUGCUUUCCUUGGUACUGACGACAAUAGCUGGACUUAAGACUUUGUUACACGACGGUCAUAAGGACACAACUUACGAAGUUGUAUCAAAGCCCGUUUACAAGCACGCGCAUGUUUACUCGGAACCUCACGAACAUGGUCACGGGUACGGAGGUUAUGGGAGGAGUCUGGAUCCAUCGAGAUUACCAAUUACUCCACUAGCUUCCGCAUCUGCGUAGCUAUUAAUUUAUUUGUUAAUUUAUUGAUUCCAUUAAAUAUACCUU